This is a messenger RNA of Liolophura sinensis, 8077 nucleotides long. RefSeq names its product F-actin-uncapping protein LRRC16A-like. Bases 137 to 5032 code for a protein of 1631 amino acids. Gene Ontology annotation, cellular component: lamellipodium; plasma membrane. Lineage: Eukaryota; Metazoa; Mollusca; Polyplacophora; Chitonida; Chitonidae. The record is from RefSeq and is a predicted model, not a curated record. Gene Ontology annotation, biological process: cell migration; regulation of Arp2/3 complex-mediated actin nucleation. The transcript is spliced from 37 exons. Gene Ontology annotation, molecular function: protein binding.
AAGAGUUGAGCUAGACACUCCCACGACAUUUCCUUGUUUGUAAAUACACAGCCGAUGCGGAUAAACAGGGCUGUUACUGCUGGGUUUGGAACAUCACUUCAUUGAAAAGGUUUAACCACAUCAACACUGCGUAAUCAUGGCUGCCGUGAGCAAUAUACCUCGUGAAAUACAAGACAGCAUGAGGGAUGUGCUGGAUCGUAGGAUUAAGCUGUCAAUCAAACGCAUGGUUAGACAGGAAGUGCGGGCAGAUAAAGUUGAGAACAAAAUCCUGGCUUUUGCUGCUUGUCGCCUUUUUGUGCUGUCAGCCAAAGUUCCCACAAAAGUAGAUUUCAGCGUCCAUUAUCUGGAUAUUCAAGCAAUUGAGAGCAGAAGAUUAAACCAGCUUUCUCUUUCUGUUGGAGACAAGACUCAUGUAUUUUGUUCCCUGGAGACGGACACAGAAGAGAUCAAUCACAUGAUCAUCCAUAUCGGGACGUCGCUGAAACAAAUCUUUCCAUCAUUCCCUUUAGAACGACUUAUCAAGCGCAUUGAGGUGACUCCUCAGGAGCGCCUCAAGGUGAUGUAUGACAUGAUGAAGGGCAUAGAGAAGAAGGAUGUGGGGCCCUGUGGGGGGUUCUCUCAUAUGUAUGCCUGUAUGUGUGAUUACCACCUACUGCCUUACAGGGAGGAAGUUGCAUGGGAUGUGGAUACAAUAUACCUGUCCCAGGAUUCUAAAGAGUUGUGUCUGAAGGACUUUGACCACUUAGAAGGGAGAGACCUUGUCCCUGUGAUCUCUGCUCUAGAACACAAUUCCUGGUUCACCAAACUAAACAUCAACAAUGUGAAGCUGGUUCCAGAAGCUCAUGGUGAAAUUCUGAAGGUGAUGAAAAAGAAUGCUGUUCUAUCAGAGUUACACAUGACCAACACUGGUAUUAAAGUAGAUUUUGUACAGAAGCUCUCCACAGCCUUAUUAUCUAAUGGAGGGAGUCAGCUGACCAAGUUAGACUUGUCCAACAAUUUACUAGAGGACAGGGGUCUGCUACACCUCACAGGAGCCUUGGUGAAACUGAGUAAAGGGCUAACCUAUUUGAACCUAGCUAAGACGGGCUUGACAGGGAAGGGUAUCGGAAAACUGGCAGAGGCACUCACUUCCAACAAGUCCAUGCCAGGAUCCCUCCAGACCCUCAUCCUAGCUGACAACUCCAUGAAAGGGGAUGACUCAGCUGCACAAUCUCUAUUCAACUUUCUGGCUCAGCCUAAUACUAUCAGCCACCUGGAUUUGUCGAACACUGAUGUCCCAUUGGAUGGGUUAUGUGGAGCUUUGCUGAGGGGUUGUUGUCAGAAUAUUGGUCAUCUCAAUUUGGCAAACAACACCUUCACACAGAAGAAAACUAAAGAAACCAUCAUUCCAUCAUCUUGGAAGAAGUUCUUUGCUAGUGCCUACUCUCUUCAGUGGUUGAAUUUAUCUGGGAAUAAAUUACCACCAGAAGUUAUCAAAGAGUUGUUGUUGGGCAUAUCCAGUAAUGUUACGGUGAACAGUAUGCACCUGGACCUGAGUUCUAAUGAGAUGAAGACAGCAGGUGCACGACACCUCGAGGGCUGUAUCUCCAACAACAACAACAUCACCAGCCUCGACAUCAGUGACAAUGGGCUAGAGCAGGAUCUGUGCAGUUUGCUGGCCUGGAUCCAGCAAAACAGGGGACUGACCAAACUCAGUAUUGGACGGAACUUCAGUGGGCUCAAGUCCAAACAAAUCGGGAUUCUCUUGGAAUCUGUUGUACAGAUGAUUCAGGAUGAGGAAUCUAUAUUAGAGACUCUGUCCCUGGCAGACUCCAAGCUACGUGGAGACACUGCCAUGGUCAUCAAUGCCCUGGGAAGCAACACGUCACUUACAGAACUCGACAUCAGUGGGAACCACAUGGGUGACUUUGGUGCCCGUAUGUUAGCCAAGGCCCUACAGAUCAACACCAAACUGAGAACCGUGUACUGGGACAAAAACAGCACCACAAUCCAAGGCUUUGAGGACAUAGCUGCUGCCUUAGAGAAGAACUACACGCUGAAGAAAAUGCCAGUUCCGGUGAAUGACACAGUGGCUGCCUUAAAACUGCACCCAGAGAGGAUGGAGACAGCAGUACAACAGAUUGAGGCGUUUCUGCAGCGUAAUCACAGCCCACGUAAGUUUGCUUCUGACCAGGCAUACAGAUUACAGCAGGGUUUCCUGAUCAGCUCUACCCAACAGCUGGUUGAUAGGCUAGUGGUACAGGUACAAGAUACGAUGAAUGCCUUGGCCCUAGGAUCGGUUGAGGGAAUUCAGGGGGACUUAGACAGGGCCAGUGACCUCAUCAAAGAUGCUGAGAAAUCCAGACAGAUAUUACCCAGAUUACAAGAAAUAGCGAUACAGUCUCAAAACACUGGCAACCCAGUGCAGGCUAAACUUACCACCAUGGCAAAAGAGCUGAAGGAUGUUCUGGAGCGCCAUCUACAGUGGACUGUGCACGACAUGCUGAAAUCUGCAGAUAGCCAAUGUGUCACAAUCAUGGCAGAUCAGGAGUUCCAUUCCCGGCUAAAUGAAGAGUCUAAGAAAAGAAGUACUUUACCUCCGAACUUUGCCAAAUACCUGCUGGAUGGAGUUGAAACAGAUGUUAUCAAUAAGCUCAGUGAGUGUAACUUAUCAGUGGCAGCCCAUGUGUCUGACAGCGUGAUGGACGAGGUAAUUGACAACCUGUCAAAGAGUCACAAGACCCUGACAAAUCACCUCAAUGUGCAGAAAAGUACCAACAAAAAGGAGACUAGAACAACCAAAGAGACUAAAAAUGAAGUAAAUGUGAUAACUAUUACAGAAGAAGAUAAAGAACCACCCAAAUCUGAGUCCUCUACUUUAGCUGUCAAAAGAAAGAGUUUGUGUCAGAUGAGAAAAAAGAGGCCGCAGUCUGUUGUGGACUGGAAUCACGAGGUUGACAAGAAUGACCUCUCCUGGGAUGAAGGUAAGAAGGCACUGGGCGAAGAUGCAGACCUCCCCACCAACCGGGAUGAGGACGAGAAAGAAUCGCUAAAGUCCAUCUUAGAUGCGCCAUCUAGUGGAGCUAUGGAGAGCCUCGAAAUCAAGGGGUUUAAUUCAGAGGGCAAAGAUGGCUUGGAGGAUACACCUGUCCGGAAACCAGAAGAGCGAGUUGAUAUUGCCAGUUUUGAUGCCCUUCCGGGGAUGAGCGAUGCCCCCAAGCUGAUCCAUGUGAGCAAAGCACGCCCCAAGCGGGUGAAGGCUCAUGCAGUGACACGCCCCACAGCUAAACCCAUCAAUUUGGUGGAGGAUGAAGACUUACAGGUGCCCAACACUAAUUCCUUCUUUGAGAGCAAACCAGUGGAGGGUGUUCCACCCAUGGCACGGACUAUUUCCAAGACAGAUGAAAAUGAGAAUGAGAAGACCUCUGCCUCCAGCUCCAAACCUGAGAAAAAAAAGUGGUCACCAUUUUCUUCUAAGGAUAAAGAAAAGGACAGAGACAAGAAGGAAAAAACGUCCAGUGGAAAGGGAUUCACCAUCGCCAGUUUCUUCUCCAAGAAGCAGCCUUCAGGUAGCCAGUCAAAGCCUAAAGAGGCAGAGAAAAGUCUGUCUGAUGAGGUCAAGGUGGAGAAGAAAGCAUCAUUUAGUGAGAGCACAAAAUCUAAUGGUCCUGUAUCAAGAGAGAAGAAGGCUGAGCCUGUCAAGCCUGUAGAGACGGAGACAAAAUCCCUGUCCCCAGCAGCAACAUCAGAGGUACCAGAGAAGAGUCCCCCUCCAUACACUGGACCUAAAUUACCAUCUGGCCGAGGCAGACUUCUAAUUGGUGGAAACCUGAUGGAGGAAAUGAAACGGAAGCGACUCUCCACCAACCCAGCAAAGACUGCUGAGCUCAGUAGAGAAAACAAAACUGGAAACUUUGCCGAUGCCGAACCUAAACCUUCUGGUGAUGAUCCUAAAGGUGACCAAACAUCCUCUUCUGAAACAAAACCAGUAGAACCUAAGGCUGAAUCACCUCAGCCACAAACUCAGCCUCCCCCGCUUCCAAAAUCACUGGGAACCAAGAGAGAAAAUUCUGCCGAUGCAAAGCUGGUAAAGGGUUUGCCAAAGGAACCGUUAUCUUCAGCGGAGCCCCCAAAAACCCCGGAACACACAUUCAAGGUUUUUGCUGACGCAUCCAAAAUUGUGACUGUGACACCCAAAACAGUGGGAGCUUCACCCAGAAGUUCUGUUGAUUCACCGCAGAGUCAGCAUGACGUACCAAAGGGACCUGAAGACACACCCAAGACAUCAACAGAAGUGCCCAAGACUCCCCCUGACCAGCCCAAAUCUGAUCCACCCACCACUCCAGAAAGUGCGCCCAAAAGUACAGAACCCAAGGGAGAGUCUGGAUCUAAUGUACUGCCUGAGCCAGCUCAAGCCAAUAUGUCACAGAGAUCCAAACCAGAGGAGGAGAACAUAGCUGAACCUCCAAAACCCAAAUCUACUGUACCUCAGCGCCCUGUUCCCAAACCCCGUGCCCGACCACCCCCUCCUGUCACUGAGGAGAAAACUUCAACUACAUCGGUGUUACCUAAAAGGACAGUAGCUGCAAAACCCACCCCACCACCAGUUAGCUCCAAACCCAAACCUAUGCUGCCAAGCAAACCCCGAUCAACUGUGUCACAGAAAAACUCUUCUGACGAGAGCAACAAAUUAAAAGAUGCAUUAAAUAAAGUUGAGCCUGCCCCAGCCUCUUCAAGCACCCCCAGUGGGAUAGUGUAUGAUUCUAGCACGCUAAGGUUAAGUGUGAAGGGCAAAAUUAAGAAACUUGGGCUGGAGAAAAAGAUAGUGGAAGAUGAAACAGAGAAAGGAAAAGCUCCAAUAGAGCCCUCAAAGCGGGCCAGUUCUGAGCCUCGUGAGGGGCCCCCAACCACCAAUGAUCAGACAGCUGAUCCCAAAGCAGGACACCUCGCAGUGCUUUGCAGUGUUGAACUCUGUGGAAGCACACAGUGUUGUAUGGUUAAAUACCGGUGUUUAAGCAGCACGGUGUUUAAUGGGGAGAAAACUGUACUCUGAAGGCCACCUCACCUGUGGAGACUCAACAAGAGUUAAGGCAAGUUGACAUUCACGGAGCAGAAAACAGCGUGAAUAUUGUACGUAUAAAUGGUCUGGUUCCAGAUUGAAAAUGCCAUGACACAACAGAUUAUUGUCUAAAACUGAAGAAUUGGAAUGUAAACUGACAGCCAAAAGAAACUUUACACAGAGUUCAAAUCAGUUUAUUUUGCCAAAGCAAAAAACAGGAUGAUUGAAGACCAAUGACUUUAGAUAGUGAAAGUCUGGAGUAAGAACGGACAGAGCAGCACUAAAAUCAUUUUGCAAGUGAACAAACAGAGCAGCGAUAGAAAAGAUUCGUAGGUAGUAGGAAUUCAUUGCCAUUCAUCUUGGAGAGCGAACGCCAGUUCUUGUCGGUUGCCUGCAAGGCGUGGCCGUUGUCUUACACGAUGACCCAUGAUAUCCCAAAAGUGUUCUGUGGGGGAUAUAUCUGGGGAACGUGCAGGCCACGGCAAGACGUUGACCUCGUUGGCCUCCAGGAAGUUCUGCACAACUCGAGCUGCAUGGGGUCUGGCGUUGUGAUGUGGUACAGGACAUCACGUGGCUGCUAUUGAAGGAAUGGCAGGACAACAGGAUGUAGAAUUUCAUCCACGUAAUGUUGAGCUGUUAGGUUCCUGUAGAUGAUGACCAGUGGUGUCCGUUCCUCUCCACAAAUCACACCCCACACCAUCAUGCUGCGGCCACCAAAAGGUACCACUUCCUGGACGCAUGAUGCAGCUGUUCGUUCCCCUCUUCAACUCGCUUUCUGCCAUCGGCUAGCAACAGGCAGAAACGGCUUUCAUCCGUGAAAACAACACGUUGCCAAUCACGUCACUGCCAACGGCGUACAAUUCGAGCCCAUCGCAACCUCUGGCAAAGAUGUUCGGCUGUCAACAACUGCCCUCUGAAUGGUCGAUAGGCCCUAAUUCCGUGAGCCAUGAGUCGCCUGGACACGGUCUGCUGACUGACCCCGUGACCUAAGGCAUUGAUUGACGAUGACGUCACUGUCCGGAAGCGGUUUCUUAGGUGAUUAGGUCUUCUCUGGACGUAGUUACCCAAGGCCUGCCUGUUCUUGGCCUGUCCGAUGUCUGCCCUGUCUGUCUGUAAUGUUGCAUCAAGUUUGACACAGUUACACAACAGCAGCCGAAGGUCCUUCCAAUGUGGGCAUGGAUGGCUCCCAUGGAUACCAUACCCAGGGCCUUCUUGUGUUGUUCUGGAGUCAAUCGAGGCAUUACUUUGGUGGUUUUCAGUCAGUGUGCUAGUCCAGCACACUGUGUGUAACAUUUUUAUACACUUAUUACAUGUGCAGUUGUGACCAUUCAUGGGUCACGUGAUUUUUCAGCUUUCUUCAUUGUCUCAAAACAAAUUUGUGUGUCGCACAUUGGAACAUGCUUCGCACAAUGUUUUCCUACAAUAAUUUGGUAUUGAUUUGCUGAAAAGGCUGGUUAAAUUUAACUCACGGAGUAGUAAAGUUUCUUUUGGCAGUCAGUUUAUUAUGUGUUUCCCUACACAACACAGCCUGUCCAGACAGUUAUCGACGUAUCCUCUCUCAUUUCCUUGUCGGCCUUAUUUCUUGUCGGGACCUACCAUUUCAAGUGGACCACAGAUACUUAACACUGUCAUGCAGACACAAAUUCAAGGUGCUCAGUUCUGGUCUGAGGUGUAGCUGUGUAGUGUCAUGCUGUUACUGCCCUGUGCCAGACAGUUCAAUCUACUGUAGUUUUGUUGUGUAGUGCUUUUCUCUUACAAAUACUUCGCAGCUUUGUGCUAAUUAAUAUUCUGUGAUGAUACUGAUCGAUAUACAGGUGAGAAGACAUUUACAUCUCUGACACUAGUGGUUUGGAGAUGUCAAAUACUGAAUUCUGAAAACAGGCCUAGUUGCCAUCCAAGGGAAUAUAUGUUUUGACAUUUAGCGUAUGUUUACCGGUGAGUAAACAUAUGAUCAGAAGUACUGAAUGGUUAAAACAUAUGUUUGUACAGUGAAAUAGUAUGGCAUUGAACACUGGUAAAUACUGGUAUUGCACUCAGAGAAAAUUCUAGGCCUGUGAUUUGUCAAUCCGCCUGUAUUCUCAAAGAUCAAUAUUUUCACGGCCCGAAGGGCACAAAUAUCAGACCAUAUACCCAACCAGCACGCUGGUAUAACUUAUAAUGUAAAUUUGUACAAAUGUAUUUUAUGAAUAUAACAAUGUCGAAUAGAACUUUCAGGGUGUGUGUACCAAGUACAGCUUUUUUUCCAUACUUCUAGCUUGACUUCAUUGUUUCUUGAAAUAUAUUAAUGUUUUUAAUAAUUUGUGCCUUCAGGGUCUUCCUGGUAAUGCAUAAAUCUGUUCAUGAGCUGCAUGCAAACAUUCUCCUUUUCUUUUCAGGAGGAAGGUAUUUUUUACUAUGAAUUAUUUUUAUGUUUCCAGAUUAUGUUUGGUAUGGCUCGUAUUGCCAUUUAUCUUUUAAUUGAAUUGUGCAAAUGUUUAAAGCCAUAGAGUUUUCCUAUUGAUGAACUUGGGAGAAAGUUUUAUACAUUUUUGGAUACCGUCACCAUAUUUCAGUAAAAAAUUCUUGAGUAUGAUGUGAAACUCUAAUUAAAUAAAUAAAUACAGGUCUGGAUGAUGGAUAUAUUUUAGGCCAAAAUCCUCUGAAUACGAAGAAGAAAGGAUGAAAUUAAGAUGUGACCAUGUUAGUGUUUCACAAAAAUCAGCUUAAGACAGGUGUCAUCACUGAUGUGAUUUCUUUCUUAUGCAUACUUAAUUACACCGGUAAAUUAGAAUAAAGCACAGAUGGUAACAAUAGUGGAGAUUUUCAGAUGUCUAUCUUAUCAGGAUGUGUAAAGGUGGCUAGGCUGAAAGUUGACAUCAAAAUGUUUCUCUGGUAAAUGCUAAUAUUGCAUUCUCAUUUCUUUCAGAGACUCGCCCAGUGUCAAUGUUUUCUGGUGACUCGUCCAUUACUUUGUCACCGACCAAUGGGGUGAAGGACUCCCCUGCGCCUGACCAAUCAGAUGGUCCAGAAUUGGUGGACAAAGUUGGAGCUUUAAAGGAG